Messenger RNA from Rubroshorea leprosula, 3331 nucleotides. The record is from the annotation of a GenBank genome assembly. Lineage: Eukaryota; Viridiplantae; Streptophyta; Magnoliopsida; Malvales; Dipterocarpaceae.
GAAAUGGUGUCUGGAACUCAUGAGACAGGACUCAGGAGCCGCCAUGGCAGGAGCAGAGCUAAGCUCAAAGAAGCGGAACAGGUCAUCCCUCUGCUCCUCUCAUACCUUUGUGGGAGCCCUCACUCGUAACAAAUCCCAGAUCUAUCUCCAACGCAGCCGCUCUGGCAGGUCCCGAGCCGACUCGAUUCGUGGCGCAAACCACAGAGAGGUCAGUAUCCAUGAUGUUCAGCACACUGAAAAGAAACCUAAAGGGGCAGAAUCAGCUCCAGGUUCAUCUGUUGUCAACGAUUUGUCUUCAGGUUCCAUCAUCAAGGACCUCCGAACCAGACGGGUCUUUUCUCCACCUUCUAUCGACAUUCAAGAUCAAAACGUUAAUGGGUUUUCUUGCAAGGAAAAAAAAUCGGAAAGUACUAAUCUUGUUUUGGGAAGAGAUGGUGUAACUAGCUAUUUCCGGGACGAUGGUGAGAAACUGGAUGCAGGUUCGUCUUGCAAAGAGCAGAAUCUGAAAAGAGUUCAUGAUAAUCAUCGUUCUUGUUCUGACAAAGACGGACACGACGGUGGUUGUUUAGUUGGCGGAGCUUGUGAAGUUGAGGAUUUUGGGAAAGUGAAUUUAGGGUUUUCUGUCAAAGAGAGAAGCAGCAGUGCAGAAGCUAGGGUUUCAAAGGAGACUUGUCAAUUGACUGAGGAUUAUGUGCAGUCAACGCCACCAGAUGCUGAUACCUUUGGUGGUCAAAGAGAGUCAGAAAUGGAUUUCCUGAAUCAGGUUUUGAAGAAACAGUCAGAUGAAAAUGUCCAGAAAAAUGUUGGGGGCAUUAGAAAGGACAAUUGUACAAAUAAAUCAGUUCUUAAUCCUCUUGCUCGCGCAAAACUUUUCAAAACACCAGGGUCAUUCAGCUAUAGGAGAUUGCUUCCCUAUUUGACAGAUAUCACAAAAGAUUUUCCUGAUGCCCCAAAAGCUGGUAAAAGUCUGAAUAUUCAGAAGCAUUUGCAAAAUAAGACAUUAUUCAAUUCAAGCUGUCAAGAAAGGUUAAUUGAUAUAUCUAAGACUAAGACAGUCUUUUGCUCCCCUGAGGGUCAGAAUGGCAAUUCCUUGCACCAGUUGGAUUCAAAGUUAAUUGACUGCGCUAGAAAAUCCUCUCAACCAUUUCAUUCACAAGAGGAUCCUUUUGUGAGGAUCAACUCACUCACCUCAGUGGCUGAGAAGCAUUAUUCCAAGCCACUUGUCAAUAGAGAGAUCCCAAAAUCUGAGUCAGCACCUUCUCAUGAAGAUCAUAAUUUAAGUAAGUUGCUUUCAACUAUAGAGGAUUCAGAUGUCACUAAGGAUCAUUCGACUUGUGUGGAUUUUGGUCAUGUAAUGCUGAUGAAUGAUGGGAAGGCCAGAAAAGCUGAUGCCAUACCUUCUUUGGAUACUCCCAGAAAUGGUCUGGACCAGGAUCUGUCUAGAAUUACAGAUAAGUGUCAUUCCAGUAAAUAUGAUGAAGUUGGACAGUGCCCAGACAAGAUAAAGUCGCGUGAUGCUGAAGGGGUGAAGAAACUGCAUGUAAGGCAUUCUUUUGAAGUUCAGAAUGUGAAUAAUGCGAAUACUGUUGAACAAUGCUCGGAGGAAACAAAGUCGCCUGAGACUGAAGGGGUGAAGAAAUCAGCAGUGAGGGAUUCUUCCAAAAUUCAUCAUUUUAAUAAUGUGAAACUUGCUCUUCCUGAUGUGAAAGGGAAUAUAAAAGACAGUGUAGAGCAAAGAAGUGACAAUGAUGGUAAAGUUCAUAUUGAAGAUCCAAAUGUAGAAAAUACUCAGAAGGUAGCAUCAAAUGCUGACAUCUUUUCUAAACCAGAGGUAGAUGAAAGAAAAGGGAAUAGAUUGGAUGACAUUUUUCAAGGUGCUAAUCAUCAUUUUGGGAGGUCAGCUGAUGGAAAUCUUUGUAAAACUAAUGGCUAUCUCAGUGAGAAAGCACUUGAAACAAGACCUAUGAGCAAAUCGAUUGCAGAUCCACUGUUAAGUCUGAAGUUAUCCAAAAUUCCAAGUUCAUUAAAUUAUAGAAGAUUGCUUCCUUAUUUGAUAGAUGUUGCAAAAGAUAAAUGUCGUGCUUCUGAAAGUGGCCACUUGUUGGAAGUCAAGAAGGAUACAAAAGACAAACCUCUUUCACCAUUGUUUACUUCUUAUUGCAAUCAAACAUCUGCAGAAAAUUCUACUGACAGAAGUUCUAGAGCUCACCUUUCUGGAGAUAAUAGACCUGUGAUGAUUACAACUGCUAUCAGUGGUUCAUCUAGUGAUGAUAAGCCAAGGCUCUCAUCUCCUAAACAUUUGCUUGAUUCACCAGUGAUAUUGGAUUUGCCACAGGAGCAGGAAUCACUCACUGAACAUGGUACUACAUCUGAUACAGAUCAGAGGUCAGAGAUUAGCCCCAAUAUUGUGAAGCCAACUGAUGGAGUUACUCUAGCAACAAUGCCAUUCUGCUCUCCAAUCUGUUCUGGUUCAAUUUCAAGAGAAGAUGCUAAAUUACCAACCCAGCAGUUACAUGUUAAUACUGAAAUAGGCUGCAUGAAGUCUAUGCUGAAAUGUACUAACGAUGCAAGCCCAACUGAAAUGGACAGCUUUCUUGGAGCAUCUAUUCCUCCUGGGAUUCCUGCUGCUGGCCUCAUGGAGGGUAUUCUUAGAAGAAAUUCUCAUGGAUGCAGAGGUAUAUGUACUUGCUUGAAUUGCUCUUCUUUUCGCCUACAUGCUGAGAGGGCAUUUGAGUUUUCAAGAAACCAGAUGCAAAAUGCUGAAGAAGUGGCUUUAGAUUUGAUGAAGGAGCUAUCACAGUUACGAAAUAUGUUGGACAAUUCCACAAUGGGUGCUGAUAAUCAUGCUGUCAUAUGCAUCAAUCAGGUGAAAGAGGCCUGCAGGAAGGCCUCUGAAGCAGAAAAACUUGCUAAACAACGACUUGGCGAAAUGAAUGAUGAUCUAAACAUUCACUGCAGAAUCACAUGUGGGAAGCGACCAAGAGUGAAAUUUGCUAAUUAUGUUGAAGAACAAGUCAUUUCCACAACAGAUUCACCAGACCAGUAGUUUGAAAUCAUGAGGAAUAUGCUGCAGAGAUGAUUGCUGUGCUUUCUUUUCAUUUUACCUUGGCUCUGCUGAUUUUCAGUUGGCCUUGAAUGUACACCUCCAUUUUACAUUAGCUGCCUGUGUUGACACUACACUAGACAACAACAUCAUAGACUAUAUUUCUGCAGGCCUCUUUCACUCCUGUGCUUAAAUUUCAGGGGUAAAUGAAGUUUCCACUGUUAUGGUUUUGAACCAUUUUUAAUCUUGAUGUUAUGGGGUUAAAACUAAUACAUUUACCUUAAGCUA